GCUACGCUCUUACUUUGGUUACACUUACCUGUUCCCUUAUUUAACUUUAGCAAAUUUUGUUAUUAACAUUUAGUUGCUGUCGAACUAACGGUACGCGUGCAACUAAUAACGCAAACACAAACACCAAAAAAAAAAAAAAGAAAAUAAAAACAAAUCAAAACACGCUCUUAUGAUAUUUGCGCCAACACUUCUGCUCCCCGUCGACCCCCCUUGAGAGAGAUAGAUCAUAAGGCGCGUGGCAAUAACUCAUGGCCGCUAGCAAACUUUCAACAGCAAGUGUAACUGUAACGAGAACAAACCCCUUCGAUGGAAUUUGUGCUAAAAUCUCUGCGUUAUACUUUGACUUGGAUAAUACGCUAAUACCAACGCGUACCGGUGACUCUAAAGCAAUUCGCAAGCUCGCCGACGUGUUGGAAACGCAGUACAACUUUACCAAAGAUGACGCCAAUUUGGCCACACAGAACUUUUUAAAAUCGUUUCGGCGCUGUCCGGACAACUCGCAAACAUCGCUGGACUCGUGGCGCACGCAUCUGUGGCGCGAAUCGUUGCAGCAGAGGCACAAGCAUCUGGCCGAGCACAUCUAUCCGCAGUGGCUAAAGCUGCGCUAUCGCUACCUGGCCGUGCCACCGGACUAUGUGCAGCUGUUGCAACGCAUGCGACGCGCCGGCUAUGCGCUGGCGCUCAUCACCAAUGGUCCCUCGAAUGCGCAGUGGGAGAAGGUGGAGAAGCUGCAUGUGCGCGAUUACUUUGACUGCGUGCUGGUCUCAUCCGAUUUGCCCUGGGAGAAGCCGCAUCCGCAGAUAUUCUAUGCCGCCUGCAAUAUACUGCACGUGAAACCGCAAGAGUGCGUCAUGAUAGGCGAUAAACUCGAAACGGAUAUCAAGGGUGGUCAUUUGGCACAGCUGGGUCUGACCUUUUGGACGCCGCUAAGCAGCAGCAGCAGCGCAGCACAGAGUCUGGACGAUGUGGAGUACAAGCCGCAUGUGAAGCUGGGCAAUCUACUUGAGCUCUACAAAUACUUUCCCAGACUCCAAGCGGUGGCUGCAACAUCGGCAACUGCAAACGCAGCGGCAGCAGUGACAAGCAGUCAACGUCGUUGCAGUCAGAUUAAUGCCAACAGUGGCAGUGGCAGCAACAGUGAGCAGCGCCAUCAAUGGCAAUAUAGACGUGGCGGCUCAUUGCCUGCCAUGGAUUGUUCCAAUAGCGAAACAGAAAACAGUUGCGAUAGCUUUCUAUAAGCCACAAAUGUAAAAUGUACCUUCAGUUUACAAAACCACACACACAAUACCCACCCACCCAACCACACACACUCACACACACACACACACACACACACACAAGCAACAAACAAACACACACACACAAAAAAAGCUUUUUACGUCAAUUAAACGUAUGCAGGAAUUUAAAGUUCAACUACCAGCAGAUGUUAGCCUUGGUGAAUCUCAAGAUCUGCCAUUAAAUUAUCGAAUAAAAGUAAUAUAUAGUUCUUAAGCUUAAACACACACACACACACACACACACACACAAAAGUUAAUCAAUCAAAGAGCUAUAUAACUGAUAAAUUACUGUAUGUAUACACGAUAUAUACAAAAGAAACUAAACAGUUCAAGUAUUUUUCUAAGCGCACUAUACUGACAUAUUUUUGUAAAAAGAGAAACAAACAAAAACAAAAAUGUAAUGUUAUGUAAGAUGAAGCAGCCGAGUCGUUACUGAAAUGAAUGAAUUCAUAUUUUAAAGUGUAUCCAAAGAAACCCUCAAAUAACGGACAAUGAACUUUUUGUAAAACGAACCUAAAGUGAAUGGCAUUCAUUUCAAGCUAAAACCGAAUGCAGCAUGCAGCUGUGUGUGUGAUUAUAUGUGCUAAAU
Messenger RNA from Drosophila busckii, 1866 nucleotides. Its product is annotated as N-acylneuraminate-9-phosphatase. NCBI's taxonomy places the organism in Eukaryota, Metazoa, Arthropoda, Insecta, Diptera, Drosophilidae. The record is from RefSeq and is a predicted model, not a curated record. Gene Ontology annotation, molecular function: hydrolase activity. The transcript has 3 exons. Bases 249 to 1238 code for a protein of 329 amino acids.